CACAGCUCCGCCCAUUAUCUCCUCCUCCUCCUCCACCGUAAGAUUCUCUGCAAAAUUAUUAACAGAGAGAGUGGACUCACGCUCCUCUAUCCAGUACUAUAACUCACGCCACCAUAACACAUACAUGCGUUUAUGCGUACACAGCGGGAGAUGAUUUCGGGAACAAUCGAGCGGGAAAGGAAGGAAUCGCGGAUUUCUCGUCGGGACAAUCUCUCAUGAAUUCGCCUCCUCGAUUCGAUCCGCUGCAAUCUCGAUUGUUCGCAUUGCUUGAUUUCGCGAUCGGGGGAGAUUUACAGGGCCGAGUGCGGUAGCGCGCGCGGAGAGCUUUUUGUUUUGCGGCGAAUGGAGGAGAGAGGCGGCGGCGGCGGAGGAUCAUUCGUGGCUGUGAGGAGGAUAUCUCAGGGCCUCGACAGAGGAAGCACUUGCCAUUCCAAUUCUGAGGCUGUCACAGGAUCAGCUGCAUGGCUUGGCAGGGGGUUAUCAUGUGUUUGUGCUCAAAGACGAGAGAGUGAUGCUCGUCUCUCAAUCGAUUUGACACCUUCACAGGAGGAAUGCUUGCAGAGGCUACAGAGCCGUAUAGAUGUUGCUUACGAUAGUUCAAAUCCUGAACAUCAGGAAGCUUUAAGGGCUCUAUGGAAUGCGGCUUUCCCCGAGGAGGAACUCCGUGGCCUAAUAUCAGAGCAGUGGAAAGACAUGGGUUGGCAAGGGAAAGAUCCAUCUACUGACUUUAGGGGCGGUGGAUUUAUAUCACUGGAAAAUUUAUUAUAUUUUGCUAAGAACUUCCCGAAAUCCUUCCAGGAUCUUCUUCGAAAGCAGGAAGGUGACAGAGCCCUGUGGGAAUACCCAUUUGCUGUUGCUGGUGUUAACAUUACCUUCAUGCUUACUCAGAUGCUUGAUAUAGAAGCAGUAAAACCACGGAACCUGGUAGGAGCAUCAUUCUUGAAAUUUCUGGCAGAUAAUGAAUCCGCAUUUGACCUUCUCUACUGUAUUGCGUUCAAGCUGAUGGAUCACCAAUGGCUUGUCAUGCGUGCCUCGUACAUGGACUUCAAUGCAGUGAUGAAGGCUACAAGGAGGCAACUGGAAACUGAACUUCUACAAGACAACGUGACACGGCUCGAAGAUUUGCCCUCGUACAAUCUCCUCUGCUGAUGGUUUUGUACGUUAUGUGGCUUUUUUCCAGUUACGUUUUCCAACACGGUACAUUAGUUCCAUUACAUGGCAUUUGUCAAUGCGCUGUUUUUACAUCUUUUGCUUGGACUAUAGGUGUUUUUCUCGGCUCGUAAACGACAAUUUUUUUUUACACAUAUCUCUCUUGUAAUCAUAUUAUUCUUCUUUUCUGCUAUAGAAAGAGUUGCUAUAGAAACAUGCAUUUUGGUUCCUAGACAGAUGGAUCAGUAGAUCUUAAAAUAGUAAGUGGACCAAGACAGAUACAUGAUAAGCAUCUGUACUAAAAUAUAUGUUCACUACAUUG
Molecule: messenger RNA, 1471 nt
Organism: Cuscuta campestris
Lineage: Eukaryota; Viridiplantae; Streptophyta; Magnoliopsida; Solanales; Convolvulaceae
Source: the annotation of a GenBank genome assembly